AUGGAUCCUGCAGUACUAGGAGAAGACAGUCACAUACUCGCCGUUGCGGGGGAGGAGGAUGACGGCGUCGGCCUGGUCCAUAAAAUGUAUGAGCAGAUGAGAGAGAUCCCAGUGUUACCACCCGCCGUGGGUAAAAACCAUUGCAUCUUCAAGCUUCCCCCAAGCUUCAAGAGUGGAAUCGAUAAGUCGUACAAGGAGCCCCAGAAGAUCUCCAUCGGGCCCUACCACAAAAUUGAUAAUCAAAUCAAUAUCAAGUGGCAGUGCCUCGAAUACUUGCUACAGAAGAACGAGCCAAACUUAAAGCGCUACAUAGAGAGCUUACGUCCACUUGAACAACAAAUCAGAGAGUGUUAUUCCGAAGAGAUCGACCUCAGUACUGACGAUUUCCUCCAAAUGAUGGUUCUUGAUGGUUGUUUUAUAUUAGAAUGGCUUUGCUUCACUUGCACAGUUGGAAGGCAUAUGGAGGACGUCAGUGACAGGCACCCUCUCGCCCAGAUUGACAGGGUAAUAUUACUGAAGAUCUAUCCCGUCGACCUGCUCCUGCUGGAGAAUCAGAUCCCGUUUUUUGUUCCAGAAAAGUUAUUUGAAGUUUCCAAAAUGACUUUGAAGGGUAUUGAUCUAUCCUUGUCCAGUAUCGGUGCAGAAGUUUUUUCAGCGAUACUGGGAAUUCAACCCUCCGAAGAACAUCACUCUAGGUUCCGCGAGGUCAAAUAUUGCUUGCAUUUGGUUGACAUUGUUCGGUCAAUUUUUGUCCCACAUGAUGUAUUGAUGUAUCCUGAUUUUCCAUAUCCAUCGCAACCAGAGUUCCGGCGCACAACAUUCGAUAUUAUCCCCCGCAUGUCGAAGCUCCGCCGUGCAGGGAUCAACGUCAGUCCACGUAAAAAGGACAGCUUAUUGAUGGUUGAAUUCCGUGACGGUGUGAUUGAGAUGCCUAAAAUAAUUCUCAAUGAUUUAAUGUGCUCUUUCUUGAUCAACUGUGUGGCAUUCGAGCAACGCCACAACAACCGUUCUCUGGACUUAUCGGUCUACGCCCUUUUCUUGAGCUGCCUUGUGAAGAACGCCGAGGACGUCGAGUACCUUUGCGAGCACAGAGUCAUGGACAAUUACAUUGAGACCGACUCUACUAGCUUCAUCGAAAAUUUGGGCAAGGGCAUUGCGACCGACCCUGGUAGCUUCAUCAACAAUUUGGACAAGCAUGAGGGCUUUCUUGAGGGUAAAUUAUACUUCUUCUCUUUGUGCUCCCGUGUCAACCUGUAUUAUCAAAAUAGGUUCCAUUGGCAAUGGACGAACUUCAAGGCUGAGUAUUUUGACAAGCCAUGGACGUGGAUUUCUGUAUUCGCUGCCCUUGUGCUCUUUGUGCUUUCGUUUUUGCAGACCUACUACACCAUGCAUCCUAGACGCUAA
Alnus glutinosa is the source of this 1404-nucleotide messenger RNA. RefSeq names its product UPF0481 protein At3g47200-like. Lineage: Eukaryota; Viridiplantae; Streptophyta; Magnoliopsida; Fagales; Betulaceae. The record is from RefSeq and is a predicted model, not a curated record. Bases 1 to 1404 code for a protein of 467 amino acids. The transcript has a single exon.